Messenger RNA from Myripristis murdjan (pinecone soldierfish), 3015 nucleotides. It is a transcript of the gene rnaset2, whose product is annotated as ribonuclease T2. Gene Ontology annotation, cellular component: extracellular region. NCBI's taxonomy places the organism in Eukaryota, Metazoa, Chordata, Actinopteri, Holocentriformes, Holocentridae. Bases 237 to 974 code for a protein of 245 amino acids. Gene Ontology annotation, molecular function: ribonuclease T2 activity; RNA binding. The record is from RefSeq and is a predicted model, not a curated record. The transcript is spliced from 10 exons. Gene Ontology annotation, biological process: RNA catabolic process.
GGGAUAUAAACAACUGGCCGUCCGACCGCCGCAACACCAAGAAGGCGAAGAAGAGCUGCAUGUCGCUGUCUUAUAACCUACAUUAGGCUCAACUGUAGUGAGUCAGCUAAACUUUAACAAACUAAGGUAACCGAAUCAAAAUAGCCGUCGUUUGGAAACAGUGUGUAACACUUCCCAAGGCUGCACGGUGAACCUCUACGAGUCUUUGUUUGGGUAAACUCAGCUCGAGGUCAGACAUGAGGCUCUCUUCUACUCUCCUGCUCUGCUUCAGCACUGCCCUGGUCUCCUCUGCCUUUGUACUGUCACAGCCGCAUAUGUGGACCAAACUCAUCCUGACCCAGCAAUGGCCCAACACCUUCUGUAGUAGGGAACACUGCCAUCUCAACAUCAGCUACUGGACAUUACAUGGACUCUGGCCAGAUAAAGGGAUUGACUGCAAUUCAUCAUGGCAUUUCAACUCUUCUUUGAUAGAGGACCUGAUUCCAGACAUGAAAAUAAGUUGGCCUGACUUACUCCACCCGUCUACUUCCUCAUUCUGGAAGUACGAGUGGUGCAAACAUGGUACCUGUGCAGCCAAAGUACCCUCUCUCAACAGCCAGCAUAAAUACUUCAGCAAGGCUCUGGAGCUUUACCAUAAAGUGGAUUUGAAUAGCAUGCUGAAGAAAUUCAACAUCAUCCCUUCAGAGAAAUACUACUCAUUUUCAGAUAUUGAGACAGCUAUAGAGACAUUCUAUGGGGUGAAAGUUAAAAUCCAGUGUGUCCCUCCAUCAGCAUCAAAGGGUGUUGAUGUCCAGACUCUGGGUCAGAUUGAGAUCUGUUUCAGCCCCGAAUUCACCCUCCUUGACUGUGACAAACACAUUACCAUGGAAACCAUCGUGAGGGGUGACCAGGCCAUUCCCAUGGGUGUUCACAAGACAUCUGGGUUCAGUGUGUGUGACCAUAAUAUGCCUGUCUACUAUCCAGCUGUGCCUUGAGACACACGCAGGCAUGCAGCCACACACUACAGCCCCACUUUUGUACAAACACACACAUAUGCGGAAACAAUCAGACCUACUCUCAGUCCUACAUCCCAAAACACACACACACCCAUACAUGUACGGGUAUAUAGGAACUAACACUAAUGCUGUACUAACAUUCAUGCACAUUCCUUUUUCCUAGAAUUAUUGGAUAUGCUGGUUCCCAUCAGAUCAAUCAUGCUGUCUUCUUGGUACUCUAUCCCUCCUGUUGUUGAUUACGAACAACACAGCUUUAAUGACAGUGAUAUGUGAUAUACUUGAACUUUGCUUUUUUAUAAACUAGGAAAACCAGGGACACACACACACACACACACACACACACACACACACACACAUACACUCCACUACUGCAUUGUGUCUUUUCUGAUCUCCGCUAUUUGAUGAAUCCCACAGUGCACAUCAUGUUUCUCAGGGAUGUAGCAAUUGGUCAGAUAGACAUUUUAGACAUUAUGUCAAGUCUGGCGUAACAUUGAGCGCAAACCUUGACCCAAGUAUAUAAUUCUGGAUCCAGCGCAUUCUGUCUAUGGAGAAAAUCUGUGAGUUUUUUUUUUACAUAAUCAUCCUUGCCACAGUUUGUGAUUUAAGAAGGCAUUUAAAACUGUGACGCUUUUAUCUACACUUUUCUCUAAUGUAGGAUUUAACUGUGCUCCUGUCUAACCCAAAUAAUUCUUUUGCAAACAAAAAAGCAGACACUGCCAAGUAUGUUAAAUAUAUCACAGCUGGCUGUUCUGUGAUUAGUGUCUGUACUACAUUUCCGACUUGAGACAUGACAUGACAAACAGUAGAUUUCUCUACAGUCUGUUAUUGUUUGUCAAGGAUUCCUGUAAUGUAUGAAAAUUAAGAGGCCAACCACUUAGCCAUUAGCAAUUUGUUCUUAAAAUUAUACUAAUUGUUACAACAUUAUACAAAAUGUUUGAAAGUCUUUCUUUCUUCAUAUACAAACAAAUUUCCACGUCAUAAAUCAUUUUAACAACUCCAUUAAUUUAUCCCAUUGAUGAUCAAUUUUUUGAUCCGUAAGUCUCACAAAUGCUAACAAAUGAUGACAUCACAGGCCAUUUUAAAGCUUGUGUACGUAACUUUGUAGAAUGGGCAGAAAUUUGUGAAAAUUUGUACUCAAACAACUUUCUCAAACCUUCCGUCCACCUGAGAUUCAGUACCUCCUCCAAGUCGCUCCCACCCUCAUAUGAGCUCAUGCAUGUCACUCCGAUGUUGAUGAAAUAGGGAAAUAAGAAUUCGCACACUGGCUCCCCUCUCUGCCAUUUUAUAGCUACAGUAUUUUGACAACCCUAGCUACAGUUGGCAGGGCUAAGAAGGGAAGUGAGAGUACACAGCAGCAGUGCAUGAGGCGUGUGCACAAGAUGUGAUUGGCACGGGGGAAGAGACGCUUCCUUCAGGUCAUUGAUUGUUUGAGUCAUGCCGGACUGGUUUUUGACAAAUGAGAUUACAACCCCAGGACUAGCCGGGCAGACUGGAUUUUUUUUUUCUCAGUGCCAUUUAGCUUGGCUCAGACCCUCAGUGUACAAUGAUGACUUGUCAAGAGUGUGAAGGAGAAAUGUUACACAAGAUGGAAUCACACUCAGGCACACACACACACACACAUUAAUUUUAUUAUUAAUACUUAUGAUAACUUGUUGGUUGGUCUAUUGGUGCUGCUUGUUGUUUUUUUGUAUGCAAACUCAAUUAGUAUGAGAGGAAUAACUCAACAGUGAAAAUCUGAUGUAAGUAAUAGUUACAUCAAAUGAAUGCUGAAAUUUUAUUGCACAUUUAAAAAAAAAAAAAUGAUACCCUCUCUGACAUAUUGACUGCCGGCAUUAAAGUUUAAACAUUAUGGGUUACCUCUGAAGGAAUGAGUAAUCAAAAGACAUUUCCUUCUGAAAUUGUUCAUUUUGUGAUAACACAAUCAUGUAUGUUUUUUUAAAUUUGCCUCAUGAAUUUCAGGUAGCAUUUUUUUUCCUAAAAAUGGAUACCUAGUGUUUUGGAAUAAAACCCUUGAAAUUUA